Molecule: messenger RNA, 5802 nt
Organism: Sapajus apella (tufted capuchin)
Lineage: Eukaryota; Metazoa; Chordata; Mammalia; Primates; Cebidae
Gene: RGS6
Product: regulator of G protein signaling 6
Exons: 17
Coding region: 514-1911 (465 amino acids)
Biological process (GO): intracellular signal transduction; G protein-coupled receptor signaling pathway; regulation of G protein-coupled receptor signaling pathway
Molecular function (GO): GTPase activator activity
Source: RefSeq, a predicted model, not a curated record
UUGGGGCAGCUCCUCGCGCUCGGCCCUGCUCGGCGGCGAGAGCUCCGCCCGGGCGCCGGGCUUCCACAGCCGCGAGAGACGGCGGGCGCCGAGGGGACGGGCCGACCUCCGCGCACCAUUUGCUGGCCCGGUGCGGGUGGGCGAGCGGCGAGCGCCCGGGAGAGCGGAGAGCCAGGCCAGCCCGGAGUGCGCCGGAGACACCCCGAGCGCCCCGCGUUCUGGCACCAUGCGACCCGCCGCGCGUCCUCCUCGCGGGCCCGGGGCUUCGCUCUCCGCUCGCUGAGCCCCUGCGCUCGCCACCACGGAAACUCGGAAAGAGGAGGCGAGGCUGUGGGGAGCGGCGCGGGGACGGACUAGGCUUCCCCUCCGCCCCCAAGAGGCUGCCGGUCCCCGGUUCCCUGGGCUUCUCCAGCUUUAUCAUGAACCUGGCGCAAGGUUGGCUUUAGGAGAAAUUCAGGAGCCGGAGAGUCAAGGCAAUUCUUUGGUUGCUAAGUGUGAGUGAAGACACUCAGGAUGGCUCAGGGAUCCGGGGAUCAAAGAGCAGUGGGGAUUGCUGACCCAGAGGAGAGUUCUCCUAACAUGAUCGUCUACUGCAAAAUUGAAGACAUCAUUACAAAGAUGCAAGAUGACAAGACAGGGGGUGUACCCAUCAGAACAGUCAAGAGCUUUCUCUCCAAAAUCCCCAGUGUUGUCACAGGUACUGACAUUGUGCAGUGGCUUAUGAAGAACCUUUCCAUUGAGGACCCAGUUGAAGCAAUACACUUGGGAAGCCUUAUCGCUGCCCAGGGAUACAUCUUCCCAAUCUCAGACCAUGUUCUCACCAUGAAGGACGAUGGCACCUUUUAUCGUUUCCAGGCUCCGUACUUCUGGCCUUCAAACUGCUGGGAACCUGAAAACACCGACUAUGCCAUCUAUCUUUGUAAGAGGACAAUGCAGAAUAAAGCAAGACUGGAACUGGCAGAUUAUGAAGCAGAAAACUUAGCAAGACUUCAGAGGGCCUUUGCAAGGAAGUGGGAAUUCAUCUUUAUGCAAGCAGAAGCACAAGUAAAGAUUGACCGGAAAAAGGACAAGACAGAAAGGAAAAUUUUGGAUAGUCAAGAACGAGCCUUUUGGGAUGUCCACAGGCCUGUGCCAGGCUGUGUGAACACAACAGAAAUGGAUAUCCGAAAAUGCCGACGUUUGAAGAAUCCACAAAAGGUUAAAAAGUCCGUGUAUGGCGUGACCGAAGAGUCCCAGUCACAGAGCCCCGUGCACGUACUCAGCCAACCAAUCAGGAAAACUACAAAAGAGGAUAUCCGGAAACAGAUAACAUUUUUGAAUGCACAGAUCGACAGACAUUGUUUGAAAAUGUCCAAAGUGGCUGAAAGCUUGAUUGCCUACACAGAACAAUACAUGGAAUAUGACCCUUUGAUAACACCAGCCGAGCCAUCCAACCCUUGGAUCAGCGACGAUGUUGCUUUGUGGGACAUAGAGAUGAGCAAAGAGCCCAGCCAACAGCGAGUAAAAAGAUGGGGCUUCUCUUUUGAUGAGAUAUUGAAAGACCAGGUGGGACGAGACCAGUUUCUACGAUUCCUGGAGUCCGAAUUCAGUUCAGAAAACCUCAGGUUCUGGCUGGCUGUCCAAGAUCUUAAGAAACAGCCCCUACAGGAUGUGGCCAGGAGGGUAGAAGAAAUCUGGCAAGAGUUUCUGGCUCCGGGGGCUCCAAGUGCAAUCAACCUGGAUUCUCACAGCUAUGAGAUAACCAGUCAAAACGUCAAAGAUGGAGGGAGACACACAUUUGAAGAUGCCCAGGAGCACAUCUACAAGCUGAUGAAAAGUGACAGUUAUGCCCGCUUCCUCCGGUCAAAUGCUUACCAGGACUUGCUGCUGGCCAAGAAGAAGAGCUUCAUCGGCUCCAGCCUUGGGCACUGAAGACAGGAAAUGGGUUGCUGGUGCCAGAGCAAGACUGGAGGCCAUGGAGGAGAGGAGAGAGGAGGACCAGGCGUUCAUCCACCUCCUAAGAGAGCAUCGAAGUUUCGCUUUGCCAAGUUGCUCCUUGGAAUCGCGGCAGCAAGGGCCGGAAGCUGCAGAAGCCUUGGCACGUGAUGGGUGGCAUCUCUGCGACAGGCUUUCCUGUCCUGCCUGCCAAGGAAUGCAGCAGGCAAGUCAGAUGGGGAGCGGGAAGCUCAGGGAGCCAGCUGCCACUCAGCCUCCCUCGCUCCCUCCUUCCCUCCCCCUCUUCCUUCCUCUGCCAAAAGCCAAGGAAGAGCUAAUGAGAGCCAAGAAGUCAGCAGCUCACCCACACGCCCAGCCCCAGGCAGCUCUGCAGAGAGAAACCCCCAGCUCUAGGCCCAGGUGCUGACCGGAAGUGGAGGGCUGAGGCUGUCAGCAGGGGAGGGGAAGGCAGACAACCAGGGCAGUCAGCCGAGUGCUCCUGCCUGCCCGGGGAGGGCGGUAUUGUUCUCCCCUCUUCAAGGUUUCCGGGUGAACAGUCACGCAGCACCUCGGUGGAAUGAGUUCCCAAACACCUAGACUCAGCAGAGUCCCCAGAGGGCUUUGACCUCAGUUGAAAUAAUCUUUUCAGGCCUCUGGCAAGGGCCAAUUGACUAAAAAUCUUUUCAAGGGGUUAGUUUUUAUUGCGAACAGUCCUUGGACUCCUUUGGGACUGCUGGGUCGCAAACAUUAGUGCCAGCCUCUCCCAUCUCAGAGCGCUGAGAUUCAGCUGCAGUAAAACCCUGGCCCUGGCUGGAUCUGGAGGGAGACAUCCAUCAAAGUGGGAGGGAAAGCAUGGAAACCUGCCUCAAGCAGCGAGGCCAAGUCCUGGGACUCAGAUACCGCAGAAGCCACCGUACAGAGUGUCUCCUGCUUCCAGCCUCAGCUUGCUAGCUGUGUGACCUCAAGCAAAUCACUAGCCCUCUCUGAGCCCUAGUUUUCUCCUCUGACAUGACUUGGACUGGGUCAUCUCAUCCCUUCCAGCUAGGAGUAUUCUGCAGCUCUGUGCUUCCCUCUGUCCUGAGAUUUCUGAGUUAUAUGGCUUAUUCCUUAGAAUGGGAGAGAAGCUACCUUCCUGCCCAAUCAGUUUCCUGAUUUGGAAGUGCCUGCCAGCCUAUAAGGCUGGGAGAUAAAUGUAGAUAGAGUUGAGUUGGGUGUAUUUACAAACCCUGGACAUGCACUGGCAGGGGAACUGAGUGCCCCACAGGCCUUGCUGGGUUGUUCAGGCUCACUCAUAUAUAGUGAGUUGCUGAAGGCCCAGGGAGGACUCACAGAGAACAGGAUGAGUGCCCCACACCGUGUAGCCUCACCAGUUCUGCAUUCCCCGCCCUUCUGGUCUGGGUGCCCAGCUGUGUGUGUGUCAGGUGGGGUCAGCUGGGUAGAAAGGUGGACACCGGGGUGGGUGCUGCCACAUCACUGCAUGCAUUGUGGGGGCUCAGGGGCCCUACAAGUAUGGGAAAGGAUGAAAUGUGAGCAUUUGGGAAUCUCAGCACACACUGCUGCUCACCUGCUACCAGGCUUUCUGGUUCCCUAGGGAAUCCGGGGCCAGCUUGUUGCUGUCCUCUUUUAGAGAUGGGAAAUAAGGGUACGAGAGACAGUGUUACCUUGUUUACAAUCAGUGGUGAAGUCCAUGGUAAGGCCAGGUUACAGCUCCUCCAUACUUCACUUUUUAUCUCGGCCCUGGGAAAUUAGGAAAAGCAUAUUUACUAUUAUUAUGUAGCUGGAAAAUGAAAAUGUAAGUUUUUUUUUAUAAACUGUAAAAUGCAAAACAACAGACUCAGCAAGGCUGGUGGGUGCAGAGAAGACACAGUGGCAAAGUGGUUCCCCACGGGGUCGACAGGGAAGAAUCUCGAGGCUUUGAUUUAUCCUAAAGGGCCACAGGUUGGUUGUCAUUUUUGAGACACUGGGCCCUAGACCCUGGCAUUUCCCUUGGAAGGAAAAAACCCCAGUUGUUCCCGCUGAUAAUUCAACCUGUCAGCCAAAAGAAGCCAAAAUGCCCUCCCCACAGAGUGCCCACUUGGAGAAAAACCCCACUCGUAACUGAGCUUCUGGACACGUGGGGCGAUCGGGGCCCAGUGGGGGCAGCCUCUCCUGGCCUUCCCUCACCAGCCCUCCCUCGCCCCCUGCCCAGGCCCUCUCCUGCCUUCCCCAGACCCCAGUGUGCCAAGCAGUCAAGUGAAAAUCAAAUCCUCUGAAGGCAGAAGGACACAGCUGUGUGUUUACAGCCACUGAUUCAGAUCCAAAUCGCAUACCCGGCCAGUCUCCAGCAAGGCAGGCUGGGGGCAAAGUGUGUGUGUGCCAGGCAGGGAUCUAUUUCAGGAGGUGACCUGCAGCCCUUCGCCGUGGCGGUGGCUUCCUCCCACCCCCUCUCAGGAAGGCGCUCUCACUUCACAAGCCGCCAGUGGGGUUGUGGGGUCUUGGCCUGCUGCUCGUCACAUGUGCAGUCAGACCCUGGUGCCAUCCCUGUGCAGUCACAUGGGAACUGCGUGGGCUCCCACCUGCCUGGUAAGAAGGCGGGGAGUGUAGGACCCCCCCCCCACAGGAUAAACCAUGGGAAGGUGAACCACACAGGAGACAGGAUGCCCACCUCUGCCAAGAGCAGAGCCUGCCUCAGUCCCAUCUGGGGAGCAGUGGCACUGCAGCAGAAGGGGCCAGAAAGAGAGCAUCCAAUGGCAGGAGCCGGGCAAGGGGACAGCACUGCCAAUGUCAAGGUCAAGGAGAGGAGAUCCAACUCUGCCUGUGGUCCAGACUGGAAAGUUCAAAGAGAAGUCAGAACACUUCAAGUCUAAGGACCUCAAAGGCUAAGAAGUAAGACCUCCAUGGAAGUCCCCCUAGAACGAGCUCCUGAUGGAAACCACAGGGGAUGCUUUCCCUUUUUAAAAUAUCGAAUGAGUGUCCCUAGUUCGAGUUAGGAAACCAUGACAUUUUGGAAGGAGGGCACGAUAUCUGUCCAUAGGUAGGAACAGCUUGUAAGAUGUUGCCCUCCAGCUGAGUGGCUACAUGGGACACUGCUGGCAGCAGGCAGGGUCGCUUAGAAGAGCUCAGAGCAGUGGGAUUUUUAGUUUUGUCAUGUUUGCCCAAAGGUGGAUGGGAGAAAGACCCUUGGGUGUUUGCUCAGUGGCUCACCAAUGGGUUGGAAGCAUGGGGUCACCCUGGCAGUGGCAGGGCCCACAGGGCAGUGGUUCUUCCAUGUUCUCUAAUCAUGGUCAAAUCACAUCAGCUUGAGCAACAGCACCAUGGCCACAAAUGGGAAGGUGCCUCGUUAGUGUAAUAUUUGGCAGAUUCUCUCUACACACACCAUGGCAGUCUGGCUUACUGUAGAAGGGUAACCUUAAAAAAUACAUGCCCUGCUCCAGAAAAAAACCACAUGUGGCCUGUUAGAAGCACAAUAAGGUUGAAAGCAAUGUCCACUCCUGCCUCCCUCCCCCUGCUCACCUCCACUUGCCUCCGUUUGCUCCUAUGUGGGUGAAGUGAGUAUAUUCAGUGUCUUCAUGGCAGGUGAGAGGGUGAAUGAAUCCAUCUAUGUCUGCUGGAAAGGCAGUGUCUGGUAGUGGGCCACAAGGGUUCAGCCAUGGCCCAUCGAACAUCCUUUUUGAUGACCUGGAUGAAGAGACAAACCUUCCAACCACAUUCCAAUAUCCAGAACUCCAAAGUGUGGCUCAUUUGGUAGAUAAUGGAAUUAUAUUUGGAAAGCAUUUCCUGCAGCAGGGAUGAUGGGUCAAAAACAGCCAGAUAACGUUUUAUCAGGUCAUAGUUAAGGGGCUUUCUUAAUUUGGUUUCUCAACCACAGGAUAGCAUUUGUAGCCUUUCCUAAAAAUCAAGUAAAAAAAA